Melanotaenia boesemani (Boeseman's rainbowfish) is the source of this 5584-nucleotide messenger RNA. RefSeq names its product SEC31 homolog A, COPII coat complex component (gene sec31a). Bases 208 to 4425 code for a protein of 1405 amino acids. The transcript is spliced from 28 exons. Gene Ontology annotation, biological process: endoplasmic reticulum organization; COPII-coated vesicle cargo loading; endoplasmic reticulum to Golgi vesicle-mediated transport. NCBI's taxonomy places the organism in Eukaryota, Metazoa, Chordata, Actinopteri, Atheriniformes, Melanotaeniidae. The record is from RefSeq and is a predicted model, not a curated record. Gene Ontology annotation, molecular function: protein binding; structural molecule activity. Gene Ontology annotation, cellular component: COPII vesicle coat; endoplasmic reticulum exit site.
AUUGUUGCUUAGUGCCACGUUGAUGGAGACCAGUGGGGACGUGGAAAUCUGUCUUGAGUCGGCAGCCGGGACCCGGUAGCCCGUUCUUCUGUGUAGUCGUUAAUCCGUGAGCGGAACCGAAACGGGACCUAUUUCUGACGGAACGUGUCCGUGUUUGCCUUCUGUUCUAUGUCAGCGUUCAUGUGAGAGGCAGCAAAGAGAAGAAGGAUGAAACUUAAGGAGAUAAACCGCACAGCCAUCCAGAGCUGGAGUCCUGCACAGCACCACCCCAUCUACCUGGCCACAGGAACUUCGGCCCAGCAGCUGGACGCCUCCUUCAGCACCAAUGCCUCCCUGGAGUUCUUUGAGCUGGACUUGGCCGAGCCGUCUCUGGACAUGAAGUCAUGUGGCAGCUUCACCUCCACUCACAGAUACCACAAACUGGUGUGGGGUCCCUUUGGUAUGGAGACUGGGGGCCACCAGUCCGGCAUCCUCAUCGCAGGGGGCGAGAACGGUGACAUCAUCCUCUACGACCCCGGAAAGAUCAUGGCCGGAGAGAGCGACGUCAUCAUCGCUGAGGGUGACAGACACACGGGGCCGGUGAGAGCUCUGGACAUCAACCCGUUCCAGACCAACCUGGUGGCGUCAGGUGGGAACGAGUCUGAGAUUUAUAUCUGGGACCUGAAUAACUUUGGUUCUCCGAUGACACCUGGACCUAAAACCCAGCCUCUGGAGGACAUCAGCUGUGUGGCGUGGAACAGGCAGGUUCAGCACAUCCUGGCCUCCGCCAGCCCGAGCGGCCGGGCUUCAGUCUGGGACCUCCGCAAGAAUGACCUCAUCAUCAAAGUCAGCGACCACAGCAACAGAAUGCAUUGUUCUGGCUUGGCCUGGAACCCAGAGGUGGCCACUCAGAUGGUCUUGGCCUCGGAGGACGACCGGAUGCCCGUCAUCCAGAUGUGGGACCUGCGUUUUGCUACCUCUCCUCUCAAGAUCCUAGAGCAUCACACACGCGGUGUCUUGGCCGUCGCCUGGAGCCUGGCUGAUCCUGAGCUGCUACUGAGUUGUGGGAAGGACAGCAGGAUUCUGUGUUGGAAUCCAAACACAGGCGAGGUGCUGUACGAGCUGCCCACGAGCAUCCAGUGGUGCUUCGACAUCCAGUGGUGUCCCAGAAACCCAGCAGUUCUGUCAGCUGCAGGCUUCGAUGGACGCAUCGACAUUUACUCCAUCAUGGGAGGCAGCAGCCAGGCGCAGAGCCAGAGACACGCCGACCAAAUCAGUAAUUCAUUUGGGAACAUGGAUCCCUUUGGGACGGGACAGACGCUGCCUCCUCUCCAGUUUCCCCAGACCACCGCCCCUCCAGCUACAGUCAACCCUCUGAAGAAGCCCCCCAAGUGGAUCCGCAGACCUGUGGCAGCAACGUUUGCUUUCGGAGGAAAGCUGGUAUGUGUGGAGAACGCCAAGGCUCAGCAGCCUCAGGAGCCCACCUCACAUGUGGUGCGCAUCAGUCAGGUCGUCACGGAAACGGCUUUUCUGAAGCGCUCUGAUCAGCUGCAGGCCACUCUGAGCUCAGGCGGCUUUGUGGACUUCUGCCAAGAAAAGAUCGAUGCUGCUGAGAAUGAGUUUGAUAAGACUGUUUGGUCUUUCCUCAAGGCUAAUUUUGAGAGCGAUAUUCGCAGCAAGUAUCUGGAACUUCUGGGUUACAACAAAGAGGAGCUGGCCUUAAAGAUUUCAGCAGCUUUAGAGGAAAAACCUGCAGCGCCUCCAGCGUUGGAAGUUCCUGCUCCUGCAUCCCUGCAGUCGUUGGCAGACCUUAGCUUCAUGCCGCCUGCUGACAAUCCAGAGGCGGCGUUUGACUUGAUCGCUGCUGCAACCCUCCAGUCCGCUGCUGCUGACCUCCAGCCCACUGCUGCUGACCUCCAGCCCGCUGCUGUAGACCUCCAGCCCACUGCUGCUGACCUCCAGCCCGCUGCUGUAGACCUUCAGUCCGCUGCUGUAGACCUCCAGCCCGCUGCUGCCACUCUGGAGCUGGACUCCACUCCUGUGGUAGAGACGGAGUUGGAGGAACCAGCAGAACAAGAGGCUCAGCCAGAAGAUGCUCCUAGCAGUGAAGCAGGUGUGAAUGUGGAUGCGGUUCUCCGAGAGGAGGCUGAGGAGAAGGAGGAGGAAGAAGAGGAUGUGGAGGAGGAGAUUCCACUGGAUGAGGAGACGACAGCACCAGUGGAGGUGGAGGUGGAGGAGAGCAGUCCUGUUGAUACUCCAGCUGAGAUCCCGACUCCAGUUCCAACUCCUGCAGGAGGAGUCGCUCUCAGCAUCAGUCAAGAUGUGGACGGGCUGAUCACCCAGGCUCUGCUCACCGGAGACUUUGAGGGAGCAGUGGAGCUCUGUCUCCAUGACAACCGGAUGGCAGACAGUAUCAUUCUGGCCAUCGCCGGAGGGGCCGAACUCUUAGAGAGAACCCAGAUGAAGUAUUUCACAAAAACACACAGCAAGAUAACCAAGCUGAUCAGUGCCGUGGUCAUGAAGGAUUGGCAUGACAUCCUGCAGACAUGUGAGCUGCAGAGCUGGAAGGAAGCUCUGGCAGCUGUCAUGACCUACGCUCAGCCUGAGGAAUUCUCCUCACUCUGUGACCUUCUUGGAGGCAGACUGGAGGCAGCAGAGGACGCUCGGCUGCAGUCUCAAGCCUGUCUGUGCUACAUCUGCGCCGGCAACGUGGAGAAGCUGGUCUCCUGCUGGAGCCGAGCUCAAGAUGGACAUUCUCCUCUUUCCCUGCAGGACCUGGUGGAGAAGGUGGUGGUGUUGCGUCGUGCCGUGGAGCUGACCCAGCGCUCUGGUCCUGCUGCCAUUGGCAUCCUGCUGGCUGAGAAGAUGAGCCAGUAUGCCGGUCUGCUGGCCUCGCAGGGCAGUCUGUCCACUGCCAUCACAUACCUGCCCGACAACACCAACCAAGUUGCCGUGCAGCAGCUUCGUGACCGUCUCAGUCGGGCUCUGGGUCAGCAGGUGGCAGCAUCUCCUGCACAGACCCAAAGAGCUCCAUCCCAGCAGGGCUCAGCGCGGCCCCAGCACCGUUACCCCCAGGCCCAGCCCGCCGUGGUGCCCCAGCCCGCCGUGGUGCCCCAGCCCGCCGUGGUGCCCCAGCACGCUGCUCCUGCUCCAACCCCGGGACCGGGGCCAGUACCAGGACCUGCGACCGCCUCCGCCCCAGCACAGCCUCAGUACUACCAACCAGUGAGGGCUGCCUCCACUGUCACCUCCUGGAGUAACCAAACUCCCACAGCCCUCCCUAAUGUCCCUCCUCCUCCUCUUCAAGUAGGCAGCGCCUCCGAACCGCAGGUGGAGCCUCUGAGCCCCAUGUACGGGAUGCCGGCCUCCGGCACAGCGGCGCCUCCUCCGGCCUCCUCCACUCCGGCGUACAUGUACUCCCAUCAGUACCAGCCCUACCCCCAGGUCAGCCAGUACCCAGCUGGAGCUGGGGGGGGCGCUAUCUAUCAGCCUCUUCAGUACUCUGCUCCUCCUCCUGAGCCCUCCUCUCCUCCUCACCCCCCCGGCUUCCUCUCUCAGUACACUCAGCCCAUCCCGUCUCAGCCUGUACCUCCUCUCUAUCCCGGUCAGCCUCCUGUCAGUCAGUGCCUGUCCUCCUCUCCUCCAUCUCAUCCUCCGUUCUUUCCUACCGCCUCCUUUUCCGCUCCACCGUCCUCCGGAGCGUCUUUCCAGCAUGGCGGUCCAGGAUCUCCUGUGUCCUACAUGCCUCCUCCUCUUCAUCCUCCACCGAGCGGAGUCUCAGGCCCUCAGAACGGCUGGAACGAUCCUCCGGCUCUGAACCGAGCACCAAAGAAGAAGCAUCUUGCAGAGAACUACACCCCACCGGCUCCCAUCACAUCGCCCAUCAUGGCCCCGCUGGGCGCCGACCCCCAAGCCCAGCCCAUCUCCUCCGGGGCCACGAUGCAGAGCCCGCACGGUGCCCAGGUCCCCUUCUCAGGCAUGCAGCAGCAGCUGUCCCCUCCACCCAUGAACCCUGCAAUGCCCAACACCAGCAUGGAGGGUGCACCAGGAGCUCCGACCGGAGAUGUGAUCCAGCCUCUGCAGUCCAUCCCUGCUGAGAAGAUCAUGAAGAAGCCCAUUCCUGACGAGCACCUGGUCCUGAAGGCCACGUUCGAGGGGCUGAUCCAGAAGUGUUUGGCUGUAGCGACCGACCCUCAAACCAAGAGGAAGCUGGACGAUGCCAACAAACGCUUGGAAUCUCUGUACGACAAGCUCAGAGAGCAGACGCUCUCUCCCGCCAUCGUGGGUGGACUUCACAACAUAGCCCGAAGCAUCGAGUCCCGCUCCUACACGGAGGGCCUGAGCAUCCACACCCACAUCGUCAGCAGCAGCAACUUCAGCGAGACGUCGGCGUUCAUGCCCGUUCUGAAGGUGGUGCUGACACAAGCCAACAAACUCGGGGUGUGACCAGGCGGAGGUCCGUCUCCGAGCCGAGGGCCCGCCGAGGGCCCGCCGGCGGGCGGCCGAUUUUCCAGAGAGCUUCGUUCCACCAGGCGUCAUCAGAAAUGCUCACUUCUUCUUUGUGCCAUUUAUGUUUCUAUGACUCGAACACAAGCCAUGCUGUCAGUCACACUCGGUGGUGAAAGUAAAAAGGGCUAUAUAAAAAAUCCACUAUAACCACAAUCUCACCUCCAGACGAGCUGCUGGAAGAAUCCGCUUUUAAUUCAGACCUUUAAUCAUGUGGAUUUAUGGAGAACAUGAUGAAUAUGCAACAUUCUGUCGUAAUGACAUAUAAUCAUUUUUUAAUAUAAGUGUCAGGAAUCAAAGUGAAGAGCAGCAGGUUUGUACAGUUUUAGGGCAUUUCUGUCGACAUAAUGACAAAAAAUUGUUUAAAUAAAUAAAAUCUCAGUUAAAGCAGAUUCCUCAUGCAUGAUUUGGGCUCAUAGCUCCUGCAGUUGUGCAACUUUUAGAUUCAGACAUUAGCUUUUUCCAUCUUUAUAAAAUUUCAGAUUUGUGCACUACAACAUAGCUCCCCCCUCCCCUUUUAUAACUCAUGAAUAUGCUUUAUUCUCCCCUAAAAGUCCUAAUAACAGCUUUAUGUGUGCAUUUGAAUGCAUCGUUGCUUGCAUGCAUGUUGCAGAUCUGUAGGUUCUAACAUCAGGAAGGAAAAUGGGGAUUAAUUAAACACAGGCCAUUAACGUAUCUGACUCCCGGUAGAGCUGGAAACCCUCCUGCUCUCACUGGCUUGCUUUCACCACUGGUGUCACAUGUUGAAGAAAUUCAUGUUUUAUUUCUGUAUUUUUAUGUUUUCAGUGUAGUCUUGAGGCUUAGCACAGUGCAAUGAACUUUACAAAAAGAGGCUUUUUUGGAAUUUUAAAGUAUGCUCAACGUUUGCAGUCGUCUAUGAAGGGCUGGAGGUAAUUAUCUGGUGAUUAAUCGGACCUCAGAGGGAAACUGGAAGGAGACUUGUACUUGAUUUUCAUUCCAGCUUGGAUGUGGGCUGAAGCCCGAGCGCUCAGCCUCACUUUCUGUUGUUCAUAAAAGAAAACAAGUUUUCUUUUAGGCUAAAAGAAAACAAGUUUUCUUUUAGCCUUUUAGACGGACUACAGGCAAUAUUUUCAAUAAA